Fomitiporia mediterranea MF3/22 is the source of this 1173-nucleotide messenger RNA. RefSeq lists its product as uncharacterized. Bases 1 to 1173 code for a protein of 390 amino acids. The record is from RefSeq and is a predicted model, not a curated record. Lineage: Eukaryota; Fungi; Basidiomycota; Agaricomycetes; Hymenochaetales; Hymenochaetaceae. The transcript has 4 exons.
AUGAGGCCGAAUUGGCUACUCCCUUCGUCAGUAAGUCUGUGGAGAGGCUUUCCGACCGCAUCGCCAAAGCCUUUCGUCGUCGCGAUCACCAGCGCCUGGUCAAGGUCAUCGUCUCUACCAAGCUCCGAGACAAACUGGCAUCCUGACCUGCUAUCUCUCGAGCAGGCGGCGCGUCGUUCAGAGAUCGUAAGGAGACCCGAGACAUUCGAGCGCGUUCGAAGCUGUUUCCGAACUGAGCUACGCUAUCCGACGUUUCAAUUUCUACUAGGAGUCCUAGAAGUCGUUCAUCGUCUCGCCUUGCGUUGGGCUAGGAGACCAGGCUUCAGCAUCAGACGUAUUGAGCUAGCAUCAGCCACCAAACGAGAGAGUUCGGUAACAGUGACGCAGGUUGAGUCGGACGCAAGUAUCCGAGUACGAGGUGAACGGAAGACUGAGAUCCCACCUUUCCUGCUUAUGGUCGACACUAUCGACAUGCUCCCGCGGUUCGGAAAGCCGGAGUAUGGGCUUGAGGAUGAGGGCGAACUGGCCACUCCUCUCAUCAGCAAGUUUGUGCCGAGGCUUUCUGACCGCAUCGCCGGAGCCUUUCGUCGUCACGAUCACCAGUGCCCAGCCAAGGUCAUCCUCUCUACCAAAUUCACUAGCCCCAACGACUGGCGCCCUGGUCUGCUACUUCUCGAGCAGGCUGCGCAUCGUGCUAUUCGUCGAGGGAGAGAAGGCGUUUUCCCUACAGAUGCCUAUUCAGGAGACGUUUCGAUCCCAACACAGCUAAGCCAUAAGGCGUUUCAAUUUCUGAGUCUAUGGGUCUCAGAAAUCUGUUCACUUACUCGUCUUGUGCUUAGGACCAGAAAACCUGGGUCUGGCGUCCCCUGGAGUCUGCGCAGACAACAUGAGACGAGCAUCCGUGCAUCUACUUGUUACAGUUCACUGAUGUUUCUCUACAGAUUUGACGUCGAGUUGGGGUUAGCUGUCGGACGAGAGGUCGUGGCUGCCAUGGGGCACGCUGAAUUGGAUACAUGUCUCUGGAUGCGAGGCAGACGGCGACGGCGGGAGACGCUCACCAAAGGAGAACUGGCCACUCUGUUUUGUUUCGUGUAUCCCAAGGCCGACGACGAGAAUACCAAAGAUGACAGUGGGGAAGAAAAGUGGAGUGGAGUGGCGGGCUGGUCGUCUUAG